GUCUUAAACCAGGACAUAUUAUCCAAAUUUUAACACAAAAACAAAAGAAAAAUAUGAGAAGGAAAAAUGCCCCUCACAAGAAAAUUUGUAAUUAUUGCAAAAAUAUGAACACUCUUACAUGAGAACAAAUACUGCUCCAAUACCUUAAAGAUUAGGCAAAAGCUAUGGCAGCAUCAUCGAUCUCAAUGAGCUUGGCUCCUUCUAUUCGCCCUAAACAGAUUAUGAGCACUUAUUCAACAAAUUCCACUAUAUCAUUACCAUCACACUGUAACAUAAGAUCAAGUUUACAGGAUUCAUCUUCUCUAGACAAAAGUUGUUAUGAAAGAAGAUCACUACUGAUGGCAACUGGCAUGCUAGCUGUAAGUUCUAUCCCUCCAAGUUCUGCUCUGAGUAAAGAAACCUCAGAAGAUUAUACAGCAUUCGUUGACAAAGAAGACGGCUAUUCUUAUGUUUACCCGUCAGACUGGAGGGAAUUUGACUUCAGGGCGCAUGAUUCAGCGUUCAAGGACCGAUACUUACAGCUUCAGAAUGUGAGGGUGAGCUUCAUACCUACUGACAAGAACGACGUCCAUGAUUUGGGUCCUAUGCAAGAUGUUGUUCAAAAUUUGGUGACAAAUAUACUUGCAGCUCCAAACCAAUUGACUUUCAUAAAAGAAAUUCAGGAGCGUUCAGUGGAUGGAAAGAACUACUGGACUUUCGAGUACCAGCUCACAUCUCCAAAUUUCUCCGUUACCCAUUUCACAACUAUUGCCAUUGCAAAUGGGAGGUACUACACAUUAACUGUUAGUGCUAACGAGCGAAGAUGGAGAAGAGUACGAAACAAGCUUAAAGUCGUGGCUGACUCCUUUAAGGUGUUUGAAAUCUAGUAGUAUAACUCAUAUAAAACUACUUCUGUAGAGACGUAGAUUCAGAACUCCUCGUACUCUCAUCAAAAACAGAUUAUGGACAUUAAAUCAGUUGUACAUGCAUAACUGGCAGCAAAAGCAGUUACCUAUACAGCUACACUAUGCCAUUUGCUGUACACGUCUGUACCACUGGUAUAUAUAGUACUGGAAAUGAACAUGAAAUUUUGAUUCAAAAAGAAAA
Chenopodium quinoa (quinoa) is the source of this 1086-nucleotide messenger RNA. RefSeq names its product photosynthetic NDH subunit of lumenal location 1, chloroplastic-like. The transcript has 8 exons. The record is from RefSeq and is a predicted model, not a curated record. NCBI's taxonomy places the organism in Eukaryota, Viridiplantae, Streptophyta, Magnoliopsida, Caryophyllales, Amaranthaceae. Gene Ontology annotation, molecular function: calcium ion binding. Gene Ontology annotation, cellular component: photosystem II; extrinsic component of membrane; photosystem II oxygen evolving complex. The coding region runs from base 165 to 866 and encodes 233 amino acids. Gene Ontology annotation, biological process: photosynthesis.